This is a messenger RNA of Sardina pilchardus (European sardine), 1854 nucleotides long. It is a transcript of the gene pex12, whose product is annotated as peroxisomal biogenesis factor 12. Gene Ontology annotation, molecular function: zinc ion binding; protein binding; ubiquitin-protein transferase activity. The record is from RefSeq and is a predicted model, not a curated record. Gene Ontology annotation, cellular component: peroxisomal importomer complex; peroxisomal membrane. The transcript has 3 exons. Gene Ontology annotation, biological process: protein import into peroxisome matrix; protein monoubiquitination. Lineage: Eukaryota; Metazoa; Chordata; Actinopteri; Clupeiformes; Clupeidae. Bases 242 to 1291 code for a protein of 349 amino acids.
AGGGGCAAUACGGACGGUAUUCUAGGAGGCACACAACAAGUACGCUGCAGAAAGAACAACAUUCAUUAUGGUCGUAAGUGCUAUUGCAACUCGCGUUGUUAGUUUCAACUUUAAUACAAAACUCUGCAUAAACAAAUGCAGUAUUUUUUAUUUUAGUUAAUAUACGGGAAUUAAACGGCACCGUGAGUUCUUCUGUUACAACCGUUUACGCAACUUGCUGAAACAACUCAAAUCACCUGUCAUGGCGGAACACGGAGCACAUUUAACGACAGCAUCAUCAGAUGAAAGACCUUCGAUAUUUGAAGUUUUAGCGCAGGAUUCAUUGAUGAGUGCAGUCAAGCCUGCCCUGCAACACGCCGUCAAGAUCCUCGCAGAGUCCAACCCCACUCGAUGUGGAGUCCUGUGGAGGAGGUUUGAUGAGAUCUACGCCCUCUUGGAUCUGCUUUUGCAGCACCAUUUUCUCUCUCGUUCCAGUGCUUCCUUCUCUGAGAACUUUUACGGUCUGAAGCGAGUGCUGGCCUCUGAUCCCACCCGGCCUGCACACUUUGGCCUCAGACGCAAGCAAUAUCUGCGGUCCCUAUUGCUCCUGGCACUCCUGCCUUACCUGCGUGCCAAAGUGGAGAAGAUAUUAGCUCGUCAGAGGGACGAGGACGACUUCUCCAUACGGCUGCCCCAAUCCAUUACUCACAAGAUGUACAGGGCCUUCCUGGUCGCCUAUCCAUUCAUCAGUAUGGCUUGGGACGGGUGGGUGUUUUGUCAGCAGUUGCUGUAUGUGUUCGGCCGCACACGCACGCAUUCACCCUUACUGUGGAUGGCCGGGGUCAAACUGGCACACCUCACAGCACAUGACAUCCAAAGCCUGGAUCUGAAGCCAAGCAGCCCUAUUGGCACAAGCCCAAGUGUUAUUGAAAAAAUGCAGCGGAUAAUGUCCUCGGCUGUUGGUGGUGUGGCCAUGUCCCUUUCCACCGGUCUGUCCCUGGGCGUUUUCUUUCUUCAGUUCUUGGAGUGGUGGUACUCCUCAGAGAACCAGAGCACUGUGAAGUCCUUGACCACGCUCCCCACGCCACCUCCCCCCGUGCACCUUGAUGACCAAGCAGCGCCGGGCGUUCUCAGCAAACUCUGCCCCCUCUGCCGAAAAGUCCGUGCCAACGAUACCGCUCUGUCCACGUCUGGUUUUGUGUUCUGCUAUCGGUGCAUAUACAUGUACGUCAAGGCCAAUCAGAGGUGUCCCCUUACUGGCUAUCCCUCUGGAGUGCAACAUCUCAUCAAGAUUUAUUCGCCUGAAGGCUAGAUUCAUGUCUACAUUUCAGUUCUCUUGUAUGGUAUUUUAAAGUAUUAUUCAAAUAGAAACCUCAAUUGAAUGCCUUUGACGGACUGAUUCAGAAUAAUUUGAAACCUCAGUUACAUUUUUGAAUUUUCAAAUUGAAAUGUCAACUUUUAAUCUUGUUUGAUUAUUAUUUACAAUAGUAGGACAACCCAUCACAUUCCCUUAUUGCUCAGCUCCCAGUGUUUGUGCCUUAACACAACUCCUAUGGAGAACAUAUUUUCUUUUCCAAGAUGUGGCAACAUUAACAGACCUUGUGGACCUUGGCAAGUCUAGAUAAUUCUAAAUUCUAGGCUAGAUACCACAGUACUAAACAGGUUACAAAACUAUCCCAUGUAGUUGCUGGGAGGAAUGGGUUUUUUCACUCUUUACAGAUUGACAAUUACAGACUUCGCAGGUUCAGUUUCUACUCAUGGACACAAUUGCACUGUUAAUUCAUUUUGCACCAUAAUUGAGGAAUGUUAACAAUAAGGUAACAAUGUAUAUACAGGAAAAUGUUUUUAAUUUUUUAAUAAAACAACAAUUUUAUA